Messenger RNA from Blepharisma stoltei, 540 nucleotides. Lineage: Eukaryota; Ciliophora; Heterotrichea; Heterotrichida; Blepharismidae. The record is from the annotation of a GenBank genome assembly.
AUGAACAGAUUUGUUGUCAGACAAUUUCUCUUACCGCAUCCUCAGGAUCUACAAAUAUCAUCAGAUCCGAUUGAUCGUGCAAAUACUUUCAUGUGCAAUCAAUGCUUAUUGUCAUUUGAAAGCGCAACCGAUAGGGAUAAGCACAGCAUCACUAAGCCGAUAAUUGACAAAUCUGAAGUCUUUAAGGAAAAACCUAAAGUUUUCACAUAUGAAAAUGAUAAGGGAUUUUGCGAAAUAAAUUUUGCUGACAAAAAAAAGGAUGGAGAAUUUUUCUGUGAUGAAUGCAAUAAAGGAUUUUCAUCAUAUCAAGGACUCCGGCAGCACGAAGGCAAAAUACAUAGAGAGAAAAAAAGAAAUUUUAAGUGUACUAUUUGCGUUAAAAAAUUUUUCAGCAGAUACCUCUUGAGAUCUCACAUGAAGCAAGUGCAUGAGACUUCUGAUAAGUUUUCAUGCAUUCAAUCCAGCCAAUUUGAUAAAACAGAAAAUGCUCUUAAAAUGCAUGCUGAUCAUUGCGGUAUGAGUUUUGGAUACAGAAAUUAA